AUGGAUUUUCGUUUUAACGCCGGCGAGAUGCCCACAAACCCUAACCCUAACCCUAAUCCUUAUCCAUCCACAGCCGAAUAUCCCCCUCAUUACACAUACAACUUCAAUUACAAUUACUAUCAGCCGGCCGGCGUUGAUUCUCACAGCAAAUUGCUUCAAAGCCAGCCUCAGCCGCCGCCGCCGGGAAUCGAUACGGCGUCUGUGCCGCAGCAUUAUUACUAUCAGCCGGCCGGCGUUGAUUCUCACCUCAGUCAGCCUCGUCCGCCGCUGGGAAUUGCUCCGGCGUAUGUGCCGCAGCCGGUGGCCGUUCAAUACGCGCAGCAACCACUCGGGUAUGAACCCCAACAAGGCGCUGCUAAUUAUGCGAGCCCAAAUGGUGCUUCUUAUUUUCAGGACCUUAACACAAGUCAGGCAGCUGUUAUCUCGCCGUUCGGAUCCACUCCAUUUGCUGUGGGUUUACCUACAAAUCCAAAUGCUCAAUCCCAAAGGAAGAAAAAUGGCUCCAAGGCCAAGAAGACUCCAAUUGUACAAUCUGUAAGGUGUGAGGUCUGCAAGAUCGAUUGUACCUCCGAAGAUGACCUCAACCAACACAGAUUGGGGAAGAAGCACAAAAAGAACCUCGAGAAGUUGAAAGAAAAAUUUCCUGUUGUACCCCUACCUACUCCUAACCCGGUUAUUCAUCCUCCACCCUUGCCCAUUUUCACAUCAACUCCAAUGGAUAAACCACACAUUGGGUCCGAUUUGAACCCGGAUCCAACCAAUCAAACGAUAAUUGGGCCUGAAGAAAAUCCGGAGAAGCCUAAACUCUCCCAUUCUCAGAAAACACGUAAAAGGGCGGCCAGGUCCCGUAUUGAUGAUUUGGAGACCAAGAGAAGAAGGGUUUUGGGAGAAGGAGCAACAGCUGAGGCCGUUCGUGAAUGCAGAUUAUGUAAUGUGGUUUGCAUUGGUGAUGCGGUGUUAGCCUCUCACCUUGCUGGUCAAAAACACGCGUCGAUGGUGAAGAUGUAUGGGUCUCGUGUGGAAGUUGCCUCAGCCAUACAAAAAUGA
Molecule: messenger RNA, 1047 nt
Organism: Striga hermonthica
Lineage: Eukaryota; Viridiplantae; Streptophyta; Magnoliopsida; Lamiales; Orobanchaceae
Source: the annotation of a GenBank genome assembly